Messenger RNA from Phlebotomus argentipes, 1030 nucleotides. RefSeq names its product AN1-type zinc finger protein 2A. Gene Ontology annotation, molecular function: zinc ion binding. The transcript is spliced from 2 exons. The coding region runs from base 178 to 816 and encodes 212 amino acids. NCBI's taxonomy places the organism in Eukaryota, Metazoa, Arthropoda, Insecta, Diptera, Psychodidae. Gene Ontology annotation, cellular component: cytoplasm; endoplasmic reticulum. Gene Ontology annotation, biological process: protein targeting to ER; proteasome-mediated ubiquitin-dependent protein catabolic process. The record is from RefSeq and is a predicted model, not a curated record.
GUUUUGCCCCAUUAUUUUGCAUAGUCACGUCAGUUUGAAGUAAAAGGAAGUACGAGAAUAUUCUUCAAUAUUAUAAAUCUCUUCGAGAGCUGGAAAGUUUCAUCAUUUUGUUAAAGUGGCUCACGAAUUUAACUGUAAUUCAGUGAUUUUGAGAAUCAAAUAAAAUUACAAGGGAGAAUGGAGUUUCCAGGGCUGGGAAAACACUGCUCAGUGUCAACAUGCAACAAACUCGACUUCCUGCCCGUGAAGUGUGACGCAUGUAACGAGAUUCUCUGUUCUGAACACUAUAGCUAUGAAAAGCAUGGCUGUAAGUCUGCUCGGCGGAAGGAUGUGCAGGUCCCUGUAUGUCCUCUAUGCGGAGAGCCCGUGCCUACGCCAAGUGACGUCUCUCCUGAUCUUACCGUAGGACGUCACAUAGAUCAAUUUUGUCGAUCGGAGAAGACACGGAUAUUCACAAACAAUUGUUCCUUCGCGGGUUGUCGCCAGAAAGAACUUGUUCCAAUUCUCUGUGGGGACUGCAAACGAAACUUUUGCAUCCGUCACAGACACUUUAACGACCACCAGUGCCGCGGGCAAGUGCAGCAACCUUCAGUUCCGUCCAGAGGCAUCUUCAAGAGCACCAAGAAGACAACAGCAACGGCCAAUGCUGCCCCCGGACAUGCCCAACUCAUUCAAGGCAACAUGACGGAAGAUGAAGCGCUCGCCCAUGCCAUCGCCUUGUCUAUGCAGGAACAGGAGCAUCGCCAGCCACCAGCUGUGACUUGUGGAGGCGCUCAGAAUUCCUCAAACACCAAGGACAAGUGUUCGCUGUCGUGAGUUGGACCACAAUUUGCCCUCCUCUUUAAUUUAGGAACAAGUUUAAGAUUUUGAUUAAAGUCAGUCGAAGGUUUGGUUGAAUGCAAAAAUGUGUAGGUAAGUAAAUUUUGCUUAGUAGAUUUGAAAGCGACCAAAGGUGCUAAUUUUCUCACUAAAUUAGUUCAAAAUUCAUAUCGCAAUCCAUUGAAAGGAGAUUGAAAUUCUUUUGUUUUUC